Molecule: messenger RNA, 1251 nt
Organism: Euleptes europaea (tarantolino)
Lineage: Eukaryota; Metazoa; Chordata; Lepidosauria; Squamata; Sphaerodactylidae
Gene: NODAL
Product: nodal growth differentiation factor
Exons: 3
Coding region: 1-1251 (416 amino acids)
Biological process (GO): BMP signaling pathway; SMAD protein signal transduction
Cellular component (GO): extracellular region
Molecular function (GO): growth factor activity; cytokine activity; type I activin receptor binding
Source: RefSeq, a predicted model, not a curated record
AUGCCCCCCAAGAGGACUCCGUCCGCCCCCGAGCUGCUCUGCUGGACCCUGGCCCUCCUGGAGCUGGCCAGCCCCGAGCCGUCGGGGCUCCUCCGCCGGGCCCCGUCCGCCCCCUCCGGACCUGCCCAGCGCCUCUCGGUGGCCCCGGGACGCCCCCUCCGGUACCCGGUCUACAUGAUGCAGCUCUACCGUUCCCUCCUGGCCGGGAGCCGUCCGGGAGGCCCCCCCGCCGACGCCCGGGCGCUGCAGGAGUCCGACUCGGUCCUCAGCUUGGAGGCGAAAAGUUCUUUCCAGUUUGCCAAUCAGUGGGGCUUCUUUUUUGACAUGACCUCCAUUUCCAGCAACCAUGAGGUAAGACUGGCUGAGCUCCGGGUUCACCUGCUGCCCUUCUCUCAGGCCAGAAACGUCACUGUGAGCAUCUACCAUAGCCAUGGGUACAGAUGUCAUGGGAACCAGACCUGCACAGAUAAAUUCUUCCUCGGCUCCUUCAUCAGCUAUACCUCCUUCAGCCCUUCUUCCUGGAAGGUGUUUAACAUCACCAGCAUGCUCCGCUUCUGGCUCCACCAAGUUGCGAAUUCUGGGGAUGAUAAGGACAUUCCAGAUGUUCAGGACUGGGAGGAGGGGGACUCCGCUGAGGACGGAACAGGAGCAGCCAGCUUGUUCCAGGGUAACUUUGGGCACAAUGACUUCAGCCAGGGACGUAUAAUGAUGACCCAUAGUGUGGCCAAUAGGGUCUUACUCAUCAUCUUCUCCAAAGAUAAGUUCUCGGCGGCUUCCUCUCCUGGUCCGAGCCUCAUCAGGACUGUGGAGAUGUCAAAGCACAUCAUGUCGGACAGCAGCACUUCCAAAGAAAUCGGAGGCCGUCGGCACCGGCGGAACAGGAAGCAAAAGCAGAGGAUUAAAGAUCUGCCCACCGCCAACUUUGGAGAGGAAGGCCGAUCUCUGUGCAAGAGAGUGGACAUGAUGGUGGACUUUGAGCAGACUGGCUGGGGAAGCUGGAUUGUGUACCCCAAGAAGUUCAACGCAUACCGCUGUGAGGGGGACUGCCCGUCACCCGUGGAUGAGACCUUCAAGCCGACCAAUCAUGCUUAUAUUCAGAGUUUGCUGAAGUUGUACCAGCCCGACCGAGUGCCUUGCCCAGCGUGCGCCCCGGUCAAAAUGAGCCCGCUCUCCAUGUUGUACUAUGAGAAAGGGGAGGUGAUGCUACAUCAUCAUGAGGACAUGAUAAUAGAGGAAUGCGGCUGCAACUGA